Molecule: messenger RNA, 1219 nt
Organism: Alternaria alternata
Lineage: Eukaryota; Fungi; Ascomycota; Dothideomycetes; Pleosporales; Pleosporaceae
Exons: 1
Coding region: 367-1074 (235 amino acids)
Source: RefSeq, a predicted model, not a curated record
GGCACUGGACCGUCGAGUGCCUGUCGCUCUGCCUUAGCCAACCGGUUGCCGCUCCUGUAAGCCACACUAGGUUCACGAUGCAUCGAUUGCACAUUACAUAUGCACAGCGCUUUUUGGUCCAAAGAACAAACGUCAGUGGGGGGAAGUACGGGGCCACGCUCCCUCCAAGUCGUUCGCUCGUGAUAUGGCGUAGAGCUGAACGCUAGUUCCCCGGACCGUGGGCCCUUCACCAUCGUCGCGUGCUUUUUCUCAUGAUCUCCAUACAAUCGUCAACUACCAUUAGGCUCUACCUCCAUCCGCUCAUCGCGAUGGGAUUCACCGCGCUCAAAUCUGGUACGACUAUGCGAUCGACCAAAUGUGUAAUCGAUGUUCGCAUUAGUCGCAACCACCUUUCGUUGCUCCGAGACUGCAUGCAUGCAGUAUCAUGACCUAAAGUCCAACUACCUUGGUCAUGAGCAGACGACAACUGUACCCCAGAUCACGACAGUGCAAGCAGUGACGCCUGCCAAGCAGCCUGGGUAUCGAUUUCACCCCUUGCUUUUCUCCCUACAGCAAGCACGGAAGCGCAUAUGGCAACUGUGGCACACAAUUAAUCGGUAUGCGAGCAAAGGUCGGAGCGCAAAACACAUGCUGUUGGGCUUUAACACUGCCCGUUCCGACACGUCUACCCAUCUAUUACUCUUUUACAUUUACGAGCAAAAUAGAAACGAUCGUCUCCGUCAGCCACCUGCUGAGAUGAGCCCUCGUAUCUGUGCCUGGAGGAGCCACCAGUCUGCCAUCCGUGAUUUUGACAAGUGCCGGACAAUCGAUCGCUGUUUGAUUACUCGUCACAUGCUGAACGGCAAACGAUCUCGGUACAUUCUGUCUGUCUCUUCGACAUACGGCUCUUCCGCACUGCAAAAAGCCCCAGAAAUAGCCGACACGCGCUGCACAUAUCGAUCUCGCAUACAACCCACACUACCUACACUGAGUAUACAAAGAACAUUACUGCAGUCAUCAUGGAGGCUUGACAGUGCCACUCUACCGGACACUGGAGAUGGAAGCCCGACAGCCUGGAUACCACGCCUAGACUAGCCAUAUCGGGUCCGGGGCGUGCACCCGCUGCCCGCUGGCGUCGCGUGGCUGUCACCACGGAGCACCAAUCGUCUGGCUUGCAACCACCGGCUGUUGCGUCGGUUGGCCUUAAUAGCAUUGCGCUCAGUGUUCCGUCCUAUGUUGU